AAGUACAUGAGGUUUUAGUCCCGGAAGCAGGAGGUCCUUCACAUGAAUGCGCCUGCACACAUCCCGCGCACGGAUUCAUUCAAACAGGACCUUGACCACCUGUAAGACCCGCGAGAAACCAGAAACCUGCUCCAACGCUCAGUGCGGAAGCGUGACAGAAGCAACAGGAUGUGGAACGAGAAGAAACAGACGAGUCCACCUGCCGACAGCGGCCGGGCUGUAGGCUUCAUCAUCUUUUUCCUCGGGGUGGGAACUCUGCUGCCGUGGAACUUCUUCAUGACGGCCUCUCAGUAUUUCAACCAGCGCCUCACAGCAGCAAACGUCACCGCCAACGGCACGUCGGGCGUGACAACGGAAGACUACAACUAUGACAGCUGGAUGGCGUUGCUUUCCCAGCUGCCCCUGCUGCUGUUCACGCUGCUCAACUCGUUCCUGUAUCAGUGCAGAGUGACGCCGCGUCUCCGCGUGGCCCUCAGCUUCAUCGCCAUCCUCCUGCUCUUCUCCCUCACUGCCGCGCUGGUCCGGGUCGACAUGCUGCCAGACACCUUCUUCUCCGUCACCAUGGCAACCAUCUGGUUCAUCAACAUGUUCAGUGCAGUGCUGCAGAGCUCUCUGUUCGGGGAGGUCGGCCUGUUUCCUCCGCGGUACAGCACUCUGUUCAUGAGCGGUCAGGGUCUGGCCGGGCUCUUUGCUGCACUCGCGAUGCUCGUCUCCAUCUCAAGUAACGCAGAUCAAAGCUCGGCGGCGUUGGGAUACUUCAUCACUCCCUGUGUGGCCACUCUGGGGACUCUGCUGUGUUACCUGCUGCUGCCACACCUGGAAUUUGCUCACUUUUACCUGAACAGGAGAAGCGCUGACAGCGUGGAGGCGACGCAGGAACUCCUCAGCAGCACAGAAGACAAGAAAGGCUUAAACAACAACGCUAAAGACCACGAGGCCAACGGGAAGUUCAUCAGAGAGCAAGACGACAAUCAGGAGCGCUCGUCCGUCCUGGAUGUUUUCAAAAAGAUCUGGCUGAUGGCUGCGUGUGUGACGUGUGUGUUUGCCGUCACCCUGUCAGUGUUUCCUGUGAUCACAGUCCGGGUUCAGACCGUCUACACGGACAUCCCCGCCUGGGACAAAGUGUUCACCUGCGUUUGUUGCUUCAUCGUUUUCAACACCAUGGACCUGGUCGGCCGCGGCGCCCCGUCUCUCGUCCAAUGGCCUUCGAAGGAGAGUCGUCUGUUUCCCGUCGCCGUGUUGUCUCGUCUGGUCUUCGUCCCUCUGCUGAUGAUAUGUAACGUCCAGAACUCCAGACUCACCGUCUUCAGGCACGACGGCGCCUUCGUCACCAUCAUGGCCCUCUUCUCCUUCAGCAACGGAUACCUGGCGAGCCUCUGCAUGGCCUACGCUCCACAGUGAGUCACACACACUCAGAACAACAAUGCAACAUACUUAAGAAACAAAGUAGUGCAAGAGACAUAAUGGUGCAAGUAACAUGCAGGAAUAAGAUCAAACAGAAUGCAAUAUUUAAAGUCCUGCACACUAAUAAUAUGUUAUAUGUGGAGUAAACAGAUGUGUGUGCUGUUGACAUGUAAGUAGUGACACCACUGUACUUAGAUUACAUUUUUACAUUUCCUGCUACUUUCUACUUUACUCCACUACAUCAGAGGAAAUAUCGUUUUACUCCAUCACAGGUAACUUUGAAUA
Molecule: messenger RNA, 1689 nt
Organism: Cottoperca gobio
Lineage: Eukaryota; Metazoa; Chordata; Actinopteri; Perciformes; Bovichtidae
Product: equilibrative nucleoside transporter 2-like
Exons: 12
Coding region: 169-1401 (410 amino acids)
Biological process (GO): uridine transmembrane transport; adenine transport; guanine transport
Cellular component (GO): basolateral plasma membrane; plasma membrane
Molecular function (GO): nucleoside transmembrane transporter activity
Source: RefSeq, a predicted model, not a curated record